AUGACUUCUGAUUCUGAAAGACCCGAAUCUCCGUCAUUUAACGAUAGGCGCCCUAGUAAUGACGAGUGCACUCGCCCUAAUGAUAUUGCCGGUCCGCACUAUAGAUCCACUUGUACUCUUCAAUCCCUCGAGCGGUUGAAAGAGCUUUGCCGGAUUCCGCCGGAAAUUAUGGCGGAAGCACAAAUAGCUGCCCCCACAGAAUCUCCAGAGAACCAUCGCGAUGGUUACUUCUGUGUGUACGAGAUUUAUUUCAAGGGUUGCGGAUUAACCUUCCCGCUUCCCGAAGCCCUGGUUCGGUACUUGGCGGUUCUCGAGAUCGCUCUUCCUCAAUUAACUCCCAAUCUUCUCCGAACCAUACUCGGAAUUAUAACAGUAGCGGCGGAAGCCGGAUACAUUAUAGGGGUCCCCGAGCUGAAUGAGCUUCUAAGCAUGAGAAGUUCAUCGAAGAAGACAGGGUAUUUCUCGGCAUACCCUAAUGCUAACAGGAAUGUCAUUUCACAUCUUCCAAACAAAGAUGAAAAUUGGCAUCACCCUUGGUUCCUGAUUAAGAAAACCCCUGCUUCGAUUGGAAGUCUAUCAGAUUUACUCCCAUCGAAGUGGUCCGCAAAACCUGCUUUCGUCGCUCCGACCUUACCAACUGAAGAAUUCAUUGGCUUCUUCAAAAUAAUCCUCGAAGGGGAAAACCUUUGGAACUCUUUCACUCUCGAACGGUUCAUAGAAGCCAAUCGAAAACUCAGGAUGAGCCCUCCCAAUCAACUUCAUCGUCUUCCGCCUCCUCCCUCAACCCAGGGAAUGUCAGCUCGGGCUCUCACUGCCCAGCGAAAAAUGAUUUCCAAGCCGAAGGCUGAGGCUUGUGACGAGAACAAGGCAUUCCUUGCGACCGCCAUUGACAAAAAAGAUUAUAGCAAAACCUUAUUGGUUGACGACGGUAGCACCAAAGGAGCCAGAUCCGUCGCCGUUUUCAGAUUGACACCUCGACGUGAACGUCACGAUGACCGUCCUCCCCGGAGGCUCCAAUCUCCUAACCGUGACUCUCAUCGUUCUUCCCGAGAUGACUUUAGCAACGAACCGCUUAAGGAUUUAAUUCGCAAAAAGAGGGACAGGUCAUCCCGCAGCGGUUCUUCUCCGCGAAGAGAGAAGUCAAGGGCCCGGACUGACCGUUCUCCUCGAUCGUCCCCUCCUACUGAACUAAUGGGUCUUCCUCGUCCUGUUGAUAUGUCUUCUUCUUCUCAACGUAGUGGUGAGAAGACGAACCUGGGUGCAGCUUCUCAGAAGGAUAGUUCUGAGUCUCGAGAUGAUUCUCCGAAAACAAAGCCUGCUCUUGUUCCUCAUAUCAAAUUGCUCUCAGACCUUUCCUCUUUUGCUUUCAUAGCCAUGGAGAAAGAGGGUAACGUUUUUCGGUGCUUCAAAACCCGAUCAGGUGCGAUCUUGCCGGAAUUCAACAAGUGGCGCUCUACAAUUCGUGAACGAUACCAAGCGAACGGCGAGCUCAAUGACAUAAUUGAACAUUACGAAGGGUUGGUCAUUGGUCGGGAGAAGGAGAUCGACACGUGGAAGGGCAAGUUUUCUAAUCUCGAGGCUGACCUCCGUUCUUCUACCGACUCCAAGCAUGACUUGGAGGACAAGGUUGAUGGUCUAUCAUCCGAGCUUGCGAAGAUAAAGGGGGAGCUGCAGGACCAGUCCGACCGGAAUUACAAGCUCCAGGAUGAACUUUUUGGUGUUCAGGGUAGACUUCAUGAGUCUGAAUCAUCCGCCGAUACCCUGAACAACCAACUUACCGAGCUUCACGCGAAGUAUCAGGCGAUCGCCAAGUUGCAUGAUUCCGAGUUGGCGAGGUCGGCAUCGAAAGCCAGAAAGGAGGUUAAGGGACGUGGGAUGGAGUUAAUCCAAGGGGCCAUCCGCUUCAUGCAGACCGAGAAAGCUAGGUCAGAUUUGGAAUCAGACAUCAAGGAGCACGAGAGCAACCUGAUCUUGUGGGAUCAAAUCCAUGAUACAGAUUUCUCCGAGGAGCAAGAGAGGACCGAACUGUCGGCUAAUUUUUCUGAAAAGCGGAGUCGCUUGGCAGCUCUUCCUACUUCGACCUUCAACCCGCAGGACUUCGAGGAAUUCUUCACUGAAUCGCCUCCUAUUAGU
Arabidopsis lyrata subsp. lyrata is the source of this 2133-nucleotide messenger RNA. RefSeq names its product meiosis-specific protein ASY2-like. Lineage: Eukaryota; Viridiplantae; Streptophyta; Magnoliopsida; Brassicales; Brassicaceae. The record is from RefSeq and is a predicted model, not a curated record. The annotation marks the transcript as partial. The transcript is spliced from 4 exons.